Culex pipiens pallens (northern house mosquito) is the source of this 2961-nucleotide messenger RNA. It is a transcript of the gene pink, whose product is annotated as BLOC-2 complex member HPS5 homolog. Gene Ontology annotation, biological process: developmental pigmentation. The transcript has 4 exons. The record is from RefSeq and is a predicted model, not a curated record. Gene Ontology annotation, molecular function: protein binding. The coding region runs from base 301 to 2796 and encodes 831 amino acids. NCBI's taxonomy places the organism in Eukaryota, Metazoa, Arthropoda, Insecta, Diptera, Culicidae. Gene Ontology annotation, cellular component: cytoplasm.
GCCCUUUAAAAAUGCAAACGAAAAGUCAUUCAAGUGGAGUUCGCCAGUGUUGAGUUUUUUUUUGUGGCUCCAUCGCUCCCCUCCCGAAUUCCUUAUCAAUUUUUUUUUUCGCGUUCAAAUUUCAAUGCGUGUUAUGCCAGCUCGCAACUUUAUACGAACUUACCUGUAAUCAUGUAAUCGUGCUGCGUUUUCGUUGUUGCGUCUUUCGGCGAGUUCGAGGAAUAAUUCCAAGAAAGGAUCCUUCCUCAUUCAUAAGUGUGUGAUUAAGGGAGGGUGGGGUGGUUCAGUCCGCUCAUCACGAUGAUAAUGGACGCACUCAAGCAUUACGGGUUGAGCCAGCGCACGGAUCUUAGUCAGGCCAUCAACCUGCCGCUGCGGAACACACGACGGAUUAAGUUUACAUGCUGCGAUGCCUCGUCCAAGUACAUCAUCUUCGGGGCCAAUUCGGGAAGUUUGUACGUGUACGACCGGUUGACGGUGAACUUCCUGAGCAUAAUACCGAGCCAGCUGGGGGCCAUCAGCCAGAUUUGUAUCGCGCGCAACGGGAAGCAGAUUGCGGUGGCGAAUCAGCGCGGUGCGAUCGGAGUGGUGCUCGAGCUGGACAGUUCGGCCACGAAGGAGGUUCUGCUGACGGAGCUGGGCGAUGGCAGUGGGAGCAAGGGCGCCGUUGUCACGUGCUUCUGCUGGGGGGACGAGGACCGGGAGCUGUACGUGGGUGACUCGAAGGGGACCGUUUCGCUGCUGCAGCUGUCCAUGUUUAUGGGACGCAACAUUCUGAACAUCACGCUGAAUCCAGUGCUGCUGCUGGAUCAACAAAUCGUACAAAUUGAUCGCUUUAUGCAGCUGCUGCUUGUUUCAACGCACUCCAAGUGCGUGCUGUGCAACACGGAACGGGAGGAAUUUAAACAGAUCGGAAACCGCCCCCGGGACGGUCCGUACGGCGCAGCAUUCAUUCUGGCCACCCCACCAACACCCUCCGAGGAAACGCUCUCGAACGGCACCAGUGACGAGGGGGGCGCCACCGCUACAACCGACGAAGACAGCGACAACCGGAGCAGCGGCCAAUCGUCGCAGCCAUCGCCGACGCGCGAUCUCGGCGAUGUGCGGAUAUUCUGCGCCCGGCCGGGCUCACGCCUUUGGGAGGCGGACCUGGACGGGAAUGUGCUGCGGACGCACCAGCUGCGGGCGGGCAAUCCGAACGUGAUUGGCUUCAAGCGGCUCCAGACGGUGUCGGAGCGGCGGUUGCUGCUGGUGCAUGACGAUCGGGAGGUGUUUUUGAUUGAUCCGAUCGCGUCGCGGAUCGUGAUUGGGUUUGGCGAUGUGGGGGAGAUUGAGCGGGUCGCGGUGGUGGGCGAGGAGUUGUAUGUGUUUGCUGGGGAGCAGAAGCUGUUUGCGGUGAAGCUGGAGAUGGAGCAGAGGGAGGUGCGGACGAAAGUGGCGGUGGAGAAGCAGGUCAAUGGGAAGAGGGGGUCGCCGUUGAGGGAGAAUGGGGUGUACAUAUUGGAUCAUCUGUUUAAUAAUAACAACGGUGGGAAGGAUGCGGCGGAUGUAACGUUGAAGGAAGCGCUGGCGUCAGUUGUGCGGGGCAAGUACGGACGUAACAUUCGGCAGAUGUUCCUCGGGUACGAUCAGAUCGGUCCCGAGCGACCCAAGACGUUGAACGUAAGCAAGAUGUACAAUAACGAGGAGAAUUACAACAACAUGGCGCGAGUGUUGCCCACCGAUGAGGCAAGUCCUGCCGAGGAAGAUGACGAAGGGGAGGAGGAAGUUGUUCCGAAGCGGAAUCCGGCGCCGCGGAAAAUGUUCUCGAUGUCACUGCUGAGUGACUACCAGGUCAGCGAAGACGACAAGACGGUUCGGAAUCUGUACUUGGUGUACCGAUCGUCGACGAUUAGCAACUUGAACUUUUCCGAUCGCUACGCCAAGAUCUUCGACACGUACGACACGAACACGAUCGUGGGAUUGCUGCAAAAGCUAGAGGAGGUCAUGGAGGAGAAUAGCGAAGAUCAGUCCCGGUUGAAGGUUAUUCGGAUAUACUUUGACUAUCUGAAGGUGGAGCUCAUCUGGGAAAUUGACCACGACUCGCGGAGUUACAUCAAGCAAAGCUUCAUCGAGUACAACCAGACGCUGCUGGACGGGGAAUUGAACGCCCUACCGAAAUGCGAAGCCUGCGGUCACUAUCUCAGACCUAACGCGACCUGCCAUUUCACGGAGAUCGGCACCACCCUCAUUCAGUACUUCUGGUCCCGCCAGGAGUACAGCCAGUGCUUCGAGCUCGUUCAGCAAAUCCCCCAUCUCUGGCUCACGAUCGCCCGGUUCUACGUUCAAGAUCGCCGCGAGGACAAGGCCAUCCAGUGUCUGUGGAACGCCGGCGACUGCGAGCUGCUCGAGCGGGCCGCCACCGAGAUGUUCACGCCCGCCCAUUGGCGCCAGCUGCUGGAUCUGAUGCUGACCUGCUACAACAGCAACAGCCUGAUGUGUUUGAACUGUGAUAAACUGUGCACACUCGACGGUGGCAAUCCCAUGUGGCAACAACAGCCACGGUCAACCGACAAUAAUCCAAGCAAAAAAAGCAACAAUAACUGCGCGAUGACGCAGCCUAGCAGCACCAAAGGUAGUGUUAGUGUUAGCAAAGUGGGCAACUUUUACAGCUGGAACUACGUGCUGAACGUGGCCAUCGAGAGCGGCACCAUCAGCGGGAAGGCACUGCUGGCGUUGCUGCGCGGCUACGACGAGUACAUCCCGAAAGGAGCCAUCGAACCGGGCUUCUAUCUCAAAUGUCUGCUCGACGAGUAGGCCGCGUACAAUCGAUGUAAAUAUAGAAAUCUACAAAUCAUUUUCCGGUAGCAGAGAGGUUCAACUUUCUUCCGUUUAGAAUUGCGUGUUUGGUGACGCAGGCGUUACCGUUCGCCUAACAAAAAUCAUAACAAGAAACAACAAAUCAAUCGCAUAAUAAUCGAG